AUGGCGUUUUUGUUCAAGUCGAAAAAAAGUCAACAGGGGUCCGCGCUGCCUCCGGCCAGCAGACAUGUUCACACCUCGGAGGGCGCCCCCUCGGCUGGCGGUCCACCCCCGGCCAUGAACGGAGUGAAAGAUGGAAAUGCGUUUGCGCAACAGACACCAACGACGAGCAGCAGCUACAACAGCUCCCUCAACUCAGCCGCCAGUCCCACCAACUCGGAUCCGAUUCGGGUACGGCAACGAGCCGAGUCAGAGUCACAGGUUCAAAGGCCACCGCAUCAGCCUCCAUUGAAUGGAGUCGCCCCGGCAGGCGCAAACGCCUCAUUAUACCCGUGGUCGCAACGGCGCCUCAACUUUCCCGCUCCACAAGCAAACCCGUUCCCACGAUAUGGAGCCGCGAUCAAUGCGGUCGCGUCCAAGGAGGGCGACAUCUACAUGAUGGGAGGUCUCAUUGACGGAUCAACUGUCAAGGGCGAUCUGUGGAUGAUUGAGAGCAGUGGGGGUAGUCUGUCCUGUUUUCAAAUCGCAACCGUAUCCGAGGGACCAGGACCUCGAGUCGGUCAUGCGAGUCUCCUGGUUGGCAAUGCCUUCAUUGUGUUUGGCGGUGAUACGAAGAUCAACGAGACCGACGCCUUGGAUGACACACUAUAUCUGUUGAAUACUUCCUCUCGUCAAUGGUCUCGUGCCAUUCCUCCUGGGCCCCGCCCCUCAGGCCGUUACGGCCACACUCUGAACAUUCUUGGUUCCAAACUCUACGUCUUUGGUGGUCAGGUGGAAGGCUUCUUCUUUAAUGAUCUGAUCGCCUUUGAUCUGAAUCAAUUACAAAACCCUACCAACAAGUGGGAAUUACUGGUCCAAAACAGCCACGAAGGCGGUCCCCCGGAAGGCGAAAUUCCACCGGCGAGGACGAACCACACGCUGGUCAGCCAUAAUGACCGACUGUAUCUUUUCGGAGGCACCAAUGGGGUCAAAUGGUUCAAUGAUGUGUGGACGUUCGAUCCGCGAGUGAACAGUUGGACGGAGCUUGACUGCGUCGGCUUUAUCCCCACCCCACGCGAGGGCCAUGCGGCUGCACUUGUCAAUGACGUGAUGUACGUCUUUGGAGGCCGAACCGACGAAGGAAUCGACCUGGGGGAUCUGUCUGCUUUCCGUAUCACGAGCCGGCGAUGGUAUUCUUUUCAAAACAUGGGCCCAGCGCCCUCUCCACGGUCAGGACACAGUAUGACGGCAUUUGGGAAACAAAUCAUCGUCAUGGCGGGGGAGCCUAGCUCGGGAACCAGGGAUCCGAUAGAGCUCAGUACGGCCUACAUACUUGACACAGGAAAGAUCAGAUACCCCAAUGACUCCCAGUCGAGCGAGCGUGGCGCUGUUCCGGCUGGCCGGAAAAUCAGCACGGACAAACAGAUGAUCACGUCGGGCCGAACUUCACGGGAGGCUCAGAAUGCCACUCCCGAUCAGCUGCGCCGCGGGCCCACUCCUUCGCGAGAAAGCAGUGCUCAAGGUCCAAUGACCAAGCCCGGAGAGCUCGGCCCCAGUCCUAAUAUGGGACCAGGGUCAAGGCUCCCACGAGCAUCAAUUGCUCAGGCACCUGCUGGACCCCCACCACCGGGUCAAGCACCGUCCCCUGGCCCUCGCGCGAACGGCGCGCAACCUGCACCCGUCCAAACCAACCCCCGCAGCAAGACGCCCACGAAGAAUGAGCGUGGCUUCACACCUACGGUUGAUGUGCGUGCAGCAAACGCUGAUCGGGAUGUGGAAUCACCCGUCGCCAAAGACAUUUCCACCAACACAGGGUCGCCCGGUCCACGGACGCCGACCCAGCCAUCACAGAAAGUCAGUGCCAAGGCCAUGGAAGCUGGCGAGGCCGCGCCAAUGAUGACACCUGCCCGUCAACGGUCACUGCGUCAAAGUCGCCAGCGAGGUUCAAUGGACAGUGGAGAUGAAUCUGUUCUUAGUCGUCGCGUUGCCAGCAUUGAUGGCUCCAUCGAGUCCCGAAGUAUCCGCGGAUCUCGCACGCCUGCGGAGGAACCGCGAUCCCCUCGCUUGACUGCGCACCACGAAUCUCUGAUCAAGGAGCUGGAGGCGGCCAAGGCCCGUAAUGCGUGGUAUGCGUUCGAGUUGUCACUAGCCAAGAAGGCCGGCUACGUUUCCAACUCAGCAACCAGCCCUGUCAUGGAUGAGCGUAUCAACGAAGUUGUUAACGACGAAGAUCGGCCAUUGGUUGAGGCAUUCUUAGCUAUGAGGGCAGAGUUAGCCAAAAUGCAGGCUACCGUCGAUCGCCAAGCGGCAAUUGCCUCCAAGCGUAUCGCGGAAGUUGAGCACCAACGAGACGUCGCCGUAACCGAAGCAGCAUACUCCCGGACGAGACUUGCUGCUCACGGCGGUAGCCAACGCGGUACACCACAGCUCGAUGCAUCACGCGACGGGGAAGAGGAGCGACCAAGUGACAUGAGUCGCCGUCUUGCUGCCGCUCUUGCAUCUCAAACCGAGCUCAAAACCAAGAUAGACGCCCUGACCAGUGAACUAGAGCAGGAACGGCAAGCGAAGGACCUCGCGGAAGACACUAUUGAAGCUACUCGGAAACGUCUCGCGGAGUUGGAGAUGUCUAACAGUACGUUGGAAGCGGAGAAUCUACGGGCUGAAUUGCACAAGGCAGAGGCCACAGCUCGAGAGGAGGCUCUGCUUCGGGCAGAGGCAGAGGCUUCCUUGAAACAGCUCAUCAUUGACAAAGAGGAGCUCAUGAAUCACGCCGAGGAGUCAUCUGGUCGCCUAAAGGACUUUAGUACCAACUUCGAUGGCCUGCGCGAAGCCGUUGCUGCUUCCACCGCCAAGACAGCCAUUGUAGAGAAGCAGCUGCACGAAGAGCGUGAACGUCGGGAAGGUCUCGAACGCAAGUUGUUGCAGCUCCGUUCAGAAUACGAAGAACAGACAACAGAGCUAGAAAAUAUCACCCGCCGACUGCGCGAUGCCGAGGAACUCGCGGAAAUUUCAGCCAAGGAGGCCGAAACACACAAAUUUGCCUUUGUCUCUGGUCUCGAGCGCGCUGCUUCAGUGGACUUGGAGAAUUCGUUCAGGUCCCGCGCGGACCAACGUGUUGCAGCUUUGGAGGCGCAGGUCGAGCGAUCUACUGCUCUGGCCAAGUCUAAUCAAGCGGCUGCCGAUGCCGCUGCAGACAAGCUGCGUCGUGCCGAGGAGAGAAUUGCAGGACUCGAGGCUUACCAAGAACAGGCCAGCCGCGAAGGACUGCAGCUUCGAAGACAGUUACAGAACGCCCUUAAGGAGUCCCAGGCUGCGACUACGGAGAGCCGAGAGUUGCGCGCUCAACUCGAGACGCAUCAGCGUGAUGCGAAUGCCCUGAACGUCCAGCAUGCCGCAUUGAAGGACCUUCUCGGUGAACGGGGAAUGAGCACCGAAAGUAGACGAUCUCCUCGACUUGAAUCGCCCGGAUCUCGCUUUGGUACUCCGGAGCAAAGCCGUUUGCGUGAACUUGAGCAGCAGCUAUCUAAUAGCCUCAAGGCCCACGAAGACCUCAAGAGCUCCUUCGAAGUGCGUGAGCAAGAGGCUGAUCGCGCGUUCCGCGAGAAGUUGGAGCAGUUGGAGAAUGACUAUCAGUCGGCCGUGCACUAUGUCAAGGGCACUGAGAAGAUGCUGAAGCGGAUGAAGGACGAGCUCAGCCGCUACAAGUCCCAAAAUGCCAAGCUUCAAUCUGAAGUGGAAGCUUCCCAGAAGAGCUCUGAUGAAGAUCAGUUGGCUGGGGCCGCUGCUCCUGACUGGGAGGCCGAGCGUGCGCACUUGCAGAAGUCCAUUUCUGACUUGGAGGCUAACACUUCAUCUUCGCUCCAGAGUCUGGAGACUCAAAUCUCCGAGCUGCAGGUUCAGCUUCGUGAAGCUGAGGCCGAGAAAGAUCAGGCGAAGGCAAACUACGAGCGUGCUCAACGGGAACUUGAGGAGGCUGCCAACCUCAGCCGUGCAGAGCUGGAGCAGCUCAAGAAAGAAAACGUCCACCUUGAAAGCCGCGCCACUGACGCAGAGCAAAAAGUCAAUCUGCUUUUGGAGCAGGUUGAAACUUCGGUGGGUCACUACCGCCGUCAGUCCCACUUGAGUCAAGGACCGAAUGGCAUCUCUCGCACCCACAGCAACGCCUCCAGUAACACCAUCGGCGGCCGUGCCCGUGCCGACAGCACGUUGUCCCAAGACUCUGCUGCUUUCCCAGAUAAUCGUGGAUCCAUGGCUCUCGAUUCCCUGGCUAACGAGCUCGAGGCUCUUCGUUCCCAUUGGGAGAGCACCAACCGCAACUAUCGUUUGAGCAGCCAGCUGGAUCUAGAACGGACGCCUACCAAAGAUACCAGCGAUGGUCCGGCUGCGAUGAGUGAUAGCCUGGCGGAAUGGCGCAGACGAUUGGACGAGGAAGAACGUACUGGCAACACCAAGACCAAGACCGAGGCCCCCUCAAAUAUGAUCUAG
This is a messenger RNA of Penicillium diatomitis, 4461 nucleotides long. RefSeq names its product putative cell polarity protein (Tea1). Gene Ontology annotation, molecular function: protein binding. The transcript has 4 exons. The record is from RefSeq and is a predicted model, not a curated record. Gene Ontology annotation, biological process: regulation of cell shape. NCBI's taxonomy places the organism in Eukaryota, Fungi, Ascomycota, Eurotiomycetes, Eurotiales, Aspergillaceae. Bases 1 to 4461 code for a protein of 1486 amino acids.